Trematomus bernacchii (emerald rockcod) is the source of this 4821-nucleotide messenger RNA. It is a transcript of the gene gpr12, whose product is annotated as G protein-coupled receptor 12. Gene Ontology annotation, molecular function: G protein-coupled receptor activity. Gene Ontology annotation, biological process: G protein-coupled receptor signaling pathway. The transcript has 2 exons. Lineage: Eukaryota; Metazoa; Chordata; Actinopteri; Perciformes; Nototheniidae. Bases 163 to 1188 code for a protein of 341 amino acids. Gene Ontology annotation, cellular component: membrane. The record is from RefSeq and is a predicted model, not a curated record.
GAGCUCUUCUCCUUCUUCUUCUUCCAUCCUCCCCGCUCUGAGGCACCGAGCAGCAUCCCCGUCCCCGGGCUCCGUCCCACCAUCCCGCGCAAUAACAUGGACUCACAGGGCUGUCGUUCUUCCAUCUAGACGGGAAGUCUCACAGUCAAGACAGGGGGCACAAUGAGUGAAGAGCCAGCAGUCACCCCAAGCUGGCUGACCCCUGACCCCACAGCCUGGGCCAGUGGAGGCGGAGGACUGAUGGACAACAGCACCAGUCUGGGGACGUUUCCAGCAGAUUCCCUGGCUCCCAGCCAGCUGCCCCUGCUGGUGAACCCCUGGGACAUCGUGCUGUGCACCUCGGGGACGCUGAUCGCCUGUGAGAAUGCUCUGGUGGUGAUGGUGAUCUGGCAGAACCCGGCGCUCAGAGCCCCCAUGUUCCUGCUGAUCGGCAGCCUGGCGCUGGCGGACCUGCUGGCCGGCCUGGGCCUGGUGCUCCACUUCACCUGUGCCUACUUGCUCCAAUCUGAAUCGGCCCAGUUGCUGACGGUGGGCCUGGUGGUGGCCUCCUUCUCCGCCUCUGUCUUCAGCCUGCUGGCCAUCACUAUCGACCGCUACCUGUCGCUGUACUACGCCCUCACCUACAACUCUGAGCGCACCGCGGCCUUCACCUACACCAUGCUGGUGCUGCUGUGGGGGCUCUCCCUGUGUCUGGGCCUGCUGCCGGUCACAGGGGUCAACUGCCUGGAGGAGGAGGCCACAUGCAGCGUGGUGCGGCCCCUCACCAAGAACAACAUCGCCGUGCUGUCUGUCUCCUUCCUGCUGCUCUUCGGCCUCAUGCUGCAGCUCUACGUCCAGAUUUGCAAGAUAGUGAUGCGGCACGCUCACCAGAUCGCCCUGCAGCACCACUUCCUGGCCGCCUCGCCUCACUACGUCACAACGAGGAAGGGCGUCUCCACUCUGGCCAUCAUCCUGGGUACCUUCGCCGCCUGCUGGAUGCCUUUCACUGUCUACUCUCUUAUUGCCGACUACACCUACCCCCCACUGUACACCUACGCCACGCUGGUGCCUGCCACCUACAACUCCGUCAUCAACCCGGUCAUCUACGCCUUCAGGAACCAGGAGAUCCAGAAGGCGCUGUGGCUGGUGUGCUGUGGCUGUGUGCCUGCCAGCGUGGCCCAGCGUGCUCGGACCCCCAGUGCCGUCUGACCCCACAGACCCUGGUGGGAAGAGAGCGGCGCCCUGAGUCAGCUCUGCUCCUCGCUGGAUGUGUCUGGUGUCAAAGGCAGCAGCAGUGGGGGGGAGGCCGGGGGGAGGCAGCAGAGGGCCUGGCUUCAUCUCUGGGUGGAGAUGUUCCUGGCAGUUUUGUUAGUUAUCCACAGCCCACCUGGAUGGAUUAUUCUUUGUUGCACUCACCAUAUAGGGCAAGGUGUCUCACUGUCUUCCCCAGUACAGACGGCCACUGAGCGGGCAGCAUCCCGCCCCCCCCCCCCUUUCCAACCACGCCCUUCCUCUGUUCUGCAGAGAGUGCUGAGAGCAUCACAUGUUUUACAGGCAGCAGCCUUAUAUCAAAAGUGCAUAUAGCGACCAGCACUGGAGCUUUGGUUGCUUGUUUUCCUUAAAUAGAGGAGGGAUUGUUAGUCUGCUCCACUGUGCGUAAAAACGCACGGUGGAUUUAUUAAGUGCGCAGGGGAGAGGUAAGGGAAGAGAGUAUUCUCACGCAGGCAUUUCCACAUAAAGGCCGUCUGGAUCCCGUCUCUCUGCUGCUGCACUCUGGACGUGCGUUGAAAGCUAAAGAGCCGCCGAGAGCUAAAAAUAAAUCCGGCACUCUGUGAUCCUUCCGCGCCCCGCGUCCUCCACAGACGCCGAGGAAAAAACAAAGCCGCUUCCCCUCCUCUCUUCUCCACAGUCUUCUGUUCUCUCCGGAUUGUGCAUGAAUGUGUUUUAGUCCAUCAGACAAAGCCACAGGAGAUCUGACCAUUAACCCUUCCUCCAUUCUUUUUUACUAAUUAACGGAGGCAGCUAACCGAGUAUAAGCCUAUUGGAUUAUGUAACCUUCAAUCCCCUUUUUCACCUUUUAAAUGGAGAUGCUUAAGACUUUUUGAUUGUCUGGAGAAUGUUAUAUACUUUUUUUAUUAUACAAUUGAGAAAAGUGAACAAAAAUGUGAAUUUAAAGGUCAUUUUGAAUAGGAUAACACACAUGUCGAAUGUGUUAUCCCGAUAGAUAUUAAAUUAACAUGAUCACAUGACUACAAACCUGGAGCCAAAUUAGCAAAAUGGUGAUUUUGGUGUGGAAAUGUUUCUUUUAUUUGAUAUGUGUGGCUCCUUAAGAGCUCAACACAAACCACAUAUCUGAUGUGCAUGCUGUGUAAUUAGCAUGUAACAAGCAAACAUGCCCUUGUAUUCCUCCUGAGGUCACAUGCCAGCCAUGUGUCAGUGUACCCAGAUGUCAUCAUGACACUAAUAACUCCUAAUUGUGCUUAUGUACACAAUGUACCUCACAUGUAUACCAUUGAAUGAGCUACAAUCAUCACUAGAUGGUCAUAAGAGUUUUGAAAAUGUGGAUUUCUCGAGAUAUUUCUGCUGUAUGGUGCGAGAACAGUCAUCAUUAGAGUCCUGCUAAGUGUGAAGCAAAGAUCACAACACCUACCAGCUGCUCUGAGUCAUUCUUUAUUGGGUCUUGAAAAUGAGUUUGCAAACCCGACAAACAUGCCAACACCUUCAUCUCUUCAUAUCUUGUCAGCAAUAACUAGCCAAGGUAGUUAUUAUUUUUUGUAGAUUUGAAGCAAUACUCAGACAGCAAUAACAUCACGUCGCUCCAUGACUUCUUCUUCAAUGUGAAGCACCAUAAUGGCUGCUCAGGUAGGGCUGUGCAGUGAAUGGGCUCCGAAUGAUGCUUCAGUGAUGCCUCUUCAAAAAGGUGGUGGUAUAAUCACUCCGGGGCGAGAUCAAACGACUCAUUUGUCACUGCCUCAAUCCUCUGACAUGAUUUUUCCUCGAGCCAAAAUCUGGCUUUUUUUUAAUCGCGCCGGGAUGAGAUAUAUCGUUUUGUUGCCUCUGCUUUUCUGUGAGCAUACGAACUGUCCUGUAACCUCAAGUGUCGGUGUGUGAUGGUGUGUCGUGCAUACUGUAUGAGUUGCAUGGGUGUGUGCAUGUGUGUCUGUUCCAGCAGCUCAGCAGACCAUAUUCUGUCUCCUUGUGCGGGGGGGUUUACGGAGGUAUAUGACUUCCUGUUGACCCUUUGAGGAAAAUGCUGCCAAGUCUUCCUGUCAAUCCUGAGAGAAGUGGCCUCGUUACGUGUUUGCAGAGCUUUUUUUGGAAGGGGGAUAGGACUAGGACGCUCCGGCACUUCAAGCCAAGGUGAAAGGGACUCUGAAUGUCCUAGUCCUGCUGAGUUUCCUGUCUCUAAAUCACUUAUACUCUACUUUUAAUCAAUCUGAUUGAGGCGUCCUCUAAGAAGUGACCUCUGAAUGAUUCUAUGAGCUAAAAUGGUCGCUUCCAGAUACAAAGAUAAUGCUUCUUCUUUCAUUCCUUUGCGAAGAGGCAUUUGAAGAGCUCAACAUUCUCAUCUUUUGGCCUCAAGUAUAGGAGAGGAAUGGCAUAUCUGAGCAUUGGAACGUGGACUUGGUGUCAGACUGAAUACGGUUGCUUUAUUUUCGAUGAGCACCACCAGGUCAGGCGUCACAAACCAUCACAAUUCUUUUACCUUUUGGAGAAAAUUCUAUAUUUUGUUAUAUUCAUUGAAAAGUUAUAUUUUUUUCCACUUAAGUCUGGCUUGGAUUCUUUCAGAUUCUGUACGAUGUAACGGCGCUGUAAAGCCUCUUUUCUGAAUGUAGUAAUGAAUUGUUUAUUUGAUUCCCCCCCCUCCUCUUCACUCCUUUGUUUCUGUAAAUACGGCAUGCUGAGGAGGAGGCGGGGCUUAAUUCCACCGUGCAUGGUGCUACCCAAGUGGUUGCACCCUUUUUUUUUUUUUUUUUUAAUGAAUUUUCUCCGCUGUUGAUGUAGAAACUCUUCUGUUCGGCUUCAAUAUGCACCAGUUUGUAAAGGCUGGAUUCAAGGUUUUUAAUUGGCUACACAGACGGGGAUGUUUGAGGAAGAUAUUCUCUGAUUGGUGAAUGUUUUUCCUUCUUGUGCAGCAGACAGUAUUGUUCAUGAUGAUUGAGCAGGUGUGAACAAGGGCUUUGUAUCCAAGAAUAGCAGAUGUUGGAUGUAAUACUUCUGUAUACACACACCUGUUCAUCUAAUUGCUUCACAGUGUAAUAAUACACUGUGGUUUUUGAGAAAAUGUGUAGCCAAUGACUUGUUGUUAAAUGAAAUGGUUACCAAUCUAGAGCUAAAUACAUUAAAGGGCCUGUGAAUGUGUGUGUUUGGGGGUGGGGGUGGGGGGGGGGGGGGGGGUUGAGGUAACAGCAUCUUGUCUAGAUGUAUGCGUACUAGUUAUCAAUGUGAAAUGCACUUUAUUUUUUUGGAUGAAAAUGGCACAACAAAUUCUGCAAAAUGAAACACGAUAAUCAACAUGCACUAACUUCAAAACUGAGAUAUUGUUAACAAAAAGUGAGAAGAAAAAAACGUGUGUGAACGUGGUGUGUAUUUUUAAAAGUGUUAUAGUUGUACUUUUUAUUAUUGCUUUUGGUUAGAGUUCACUUUUUGUAUUAAAAAAACCCAAAUAAGUGCUGUGCAUAAAAAUUCCUCGUGUCGUUUGUUCAUCCUCGCCCGUAUCCCUGGCAACACCCGUCUUAGCUGUACUGUUACCAUGGAAACUGAUGUCUUAAAGCCAGGCAUUACGAGAAACAGAAAAAUAAACAUGGCAGCCGAGCCGUCAUGAUCCGUCAGUCAUCUUUU